This is a messenger RNA of Brachypodium distachyon (stiff brome), 1115 nucleotides long. Its product is annotated as E3 ubiquitin-protein ligase EL5. The transcript has a single exon. Lineage: Eukaryota; Viridiplantae; Streptophyta; Magnoliopsida; Poales; Poaceae. The record is from RefSeq and is a predicted model, not a curated record. The coding region runs from base 71 to 934 and encodes 287 amino acids.
CAACUAUUACAAAAGAAACAUAUAAAUCUCCCAAGCCGAUUGAACAGAGCGGAGGGGCGCGCACGCCAACAUGUCGUCGUUGCCGGGGGACGUCCUCGCGAGUGCACGGACGACUCCGACCACCGUGGUCGACGGCGACGUCGUCUUCUCCGGCGUGGCGCUCCUCUUCGUCGCCCUCGGCCUCGCCUUCGUCCUCUACCACUACGUCACGGUCCAUCGCCUGCAAGGUGCCCGGCAACAGGGCGCCGUUGGCGCUGGCGCGGCUGCUGCUGCUUCCGGAGUCGUUCAAGGCGUUGUUGAUCAGGUGGCUCUGCGGGCGUCGUUGCCGGUGACAUUGCACAACGCGAAAGACUUGGCAGGUCAGGAGAUGGAGGAGUGCGCCGUGUGCCUCGGGGAGCUGUGGGACGGCGAGGCGGCCAGGUUCCUGCCCAAGUGCGGGCACGGCUUCCACGCCGAGUGCGUCGACCUGUGGCUGCGCUCCCACCCGACCUGCCCGCUCUGCCGGGUCGACGUCGGCAAGCCGGACGCCUUGCCGCCGCCGCUGGCUCUCCCUCCGGUGCUGCCGGAGCCGGCGAACUACGGCGGCGCCAUUCGUCUGCCGGCCAACCUGCUGUUCUUCGGAUCCUCCCAGGACGACGUGGCGACAUCUGCAAGAACCGUCGGCGGCCCGAGCUCGUCCGGUGGAACGGAGGUGGUUGUCAAUGUCAUCGAGGUCCCGGAGACGGAUUCACUGGCGUUGGCGCCGCGUGAAGGCGACGCGGCGAAGUCGCGGGGUUUGGCGAGGGUGAGGUCGAUUAGGAGGCUGUGGAGCAGAGGGAGGCGUGAGGUGGGUGCCAGUACUAGUAGUAGUACGAGUUCUUGCCACCAAGCAAGUUCUAGUACUCACGCCGAGGGCGGCACUACUGGUGUUGCCGGUGCCAAUUUCGAGCCGUAGGGACGGAAGAUUUGCUGGUCUUGUCAGGAGUUCAGGACCAUGGAUGAAUGAAGUGCAUAAACGGUACCAAGAUGUAAGGACCGUUUUGGGAGAUUUAGUCAAGGCUUCAAUUUUAGCACUCCCUUUCCUCUUUGCUGUGGAGUAGGAGUACUGGAGUACUAGCUUGCAAGCAUUGCGUACA